This is a messenger RNA of Cuscuta campestris, 884 nucleotides long. The record is from the annotation of a GenBank genome assembly. Lineage: Eukaryota; Viridiplantae; Streptophyta; Magnoliopsida; Solanales; Convolvulaceae.
AUUUCUGAAAUUUCCAAGAAGCAUAUAAGGGAUUUGAGGAACCAUGAUGGUUUUUGGAUCUUUUCGGUCAUGUUCUGAAACUUUGUCAUACCAUUCCUGAGUUUGACUAUUACUGGAAUAGGUUGGUUACAAAGUAUUCGUGUAUGAAUAAUGAUUGGUUAAAGAAGCUUUAUAACCUUCGAGAGAAGUGGUGCCCAACAUUUUCAAAGGAUUUCUUCUCUGCUGGUAUUUUGUCUUCCCAACGUAGUGAGUUAACCAAUCAUGCCUUGUCUAAGAAAGUAAGUGUAACUGCUACUCUAUGUGAUUUUUAUCAUUUCUUCUGUGAAACUGUGAGUGAAUGGCGUAGUCAUGAGAGCAGUGAUAAUGAACGAUGUUGGGAGGGAUUUCCAGAGAUUGCUAUCCCAUAUAUGCAAAGAAAAGUUCACAAAGUUUUGUCUUCGAGUGAUUCCAAUGAAGUAGCUAGGGCUUUGUGUGAGGAAGAAUUUAACAAGUUGAAAGUCGAUGUUGAAGCUCAUGUUGGCAGCAUUUAUUUUUCUGAUACUGAUUCACCUCAUAAUGGAGAAGUUCAGAUCUGUAAUCCAAAGGGUUCGAGGAAUAAGGGAGAAAGGAAUGUUAGGUGGAAAAGUGUUAGAGAAAAGAAGACUAAUCAAGCUAGAGGCCGAAAACAAGCUGUCCACCGGAGUGCUUCUACAUGUUCUGCAGAGCUUCCAAGUUCUAUGGCUUGUUCUUCAUUAUUAGAUACAUGAAUUAUGAUUUGUUCACUUUUUACCUUAAAUGUUGAAAGUUACAGUUGUGCAAGUGAUUUCAGUUUUCUCUAUUUUCUAUUUCGAGUCACUUUGGAGUAGUGUGGAAAUGUUUAUCGGCAAUGAAUUGGAAAUGUUCAC